AUGUUCUCCGAAUCCAACGAACGACUCAUCAAGCGACGGCAUGAGAGCGGCAAAAGCGACAAGGCAUCCCCCAAAAGAAUUCGAGUGCCUGAGGGCCAAGAGCAGGCCGAGAAGCUGAGGGGAGACGUGGAGGCUCAGCACGGCGGAGCCAACGCCAGCGGGGCACAGCACGACCGACCAGCGCAUGGGCAGGACGGCGGCUUCCUGGCCACGUCGCCCUUUGGUCAGUUCUGCGACCACGCGGCGGGCGUCCUGCUGGGCAACUCGCGUAGCGUCACCUUCAUCAUGGCCCUUAUCAACUCGACCAUCCAGAUCCUCAUCUACGUCUUCAGCUUGAGUACCAUCAUCAACAACUACGAUCCCGAGCUGCACAAGAACAACUACCCACAGGUUGGCUUGCGCCUCUUCAUGCUCGAGUACAACUACCUGAUGCACCACCUGGGCUACUUCAACUACAUGGUCUUCCACUGCCUGUUCACCGGGGUCAUGAGCUGGGCGGUGCUGCACCUGUGCCUUUACAUCUGCCGCUCCUUCUUCCGACUCUGCACAAACGCGCUGCUCAGUUCACCAGAAGUCCCUGUGGUGAAGGGCUGCGGACGAUACCCCAUCAGCCUCUGCGUCUCGGUGUUCGUCCUGGCGGUGGUGGAGAUCAUACUGCUGGCGCUCUACGUGCUCGAAUGCCGCCUCCUCGUCGACAUGUCCGUGCACCUCAUCGAUCUCGACCUCGUCGAGAUCUUGGGCAUCAAGCAGGUCUUGGAGCGACAGCGAGAGCUCGGGGCGGGACUCGAUCCCGAGCACUGGCCCUACAUCAAGCUCGUGGUGGCCCUGCUCCUCCUCGGUCAGGCCGCGUGCUUCUUCUUGGCGCGCCUGAUCUUGCGCAAGCUGACGAGGCAGAAGCUCCGCAAGUUCUUCCUCUGCGUGGGCCUGGUCAUUAUGGUCACCGGUCUGCUGGUCGUCUUCCAGACCGCCUUCAUCUACGAGGACGUCGAACACUACCGCGGCCAGCUGCCCUUCAACUACAUUGACCCCAACCCCAUCGACAGGUUGAUCCCGAUCAUUCCGCGAACGAACACGGCCGUCCCGCCGGUCCCGGGCGCUGGCUACCCGUUGAUGGGCGAGGAGCUGGCCGCAACGGUGCGGCGCAAAAAGAACGUGAUCAUCAUAAGACAACAAGUGCAUAUCGCCCCAGGUUCGGGCCACGUGUCCGAGAUGGGCCAGUUCGCGCUCAUCUACGGCCUCCACGCCUACCACUACCACUCGUUCGCCGUCGGACACAUCCCCUCCUAUGCGUACAAGGUCCUCAAGCAGAACGGUUACGUGAUUGGUGGCGCUGUGGCGACGUCGGCAUGGAACUAUCCCAACAGGAACCUCUACAACAACUUUGAUGAAUUCGACAGCAUGAACGACAACUACGCCAUGCUCGAGAAGGCCCAGGAAUUCAUCGAUCGAAGGAAGGAGGACAAGAAGCCGUUCCUGUUCUUCAUGCACGUGCACAAGCGGCCCGUGCCCGACCCACUGCCCGCCGACUACCACCAACGCGAUCCGGAGGGCGACACGCGCGAGUUCUCCAACCGCAUCAUCCGCCAGAAGGACGAGGACCGCCACCGCGCGCUGGAGAUGCUGCGAGCGGCCGGCAUGGUCGACGGAAAGAGCAUCGUCUUCUUCAUCUCCGACCACGGCAACAUGGAGGGCGAGCACGGUGAGAAGGGGCACGGCCAGCGCGAGAGCUCCUGGUGGAACGAGAAGGCCCUCCUCCCCAGCUUCAUCUGCCUGCCCGGUGAGGACAUGGGCCAGUACCAGCGACCAGCCCUCGGGUCCCACGUCGACUAUGUGCCCACGUUCAUGGACUACCUGGAUCUCAACCCGCCGAUCGACCCCAAGGCCUACAGCAACGGCAAGUCUCUCCUCAUCAAGAAGGACCAGCCGGACUGGACGGCCGACCGGAUGGUCGCGUUCUCGGCGCGGUACUUCCCGGAGAAGAACAAGGUCAACGCGGUCGGCACGACGGAGUUCAAGUUCUGGUUCCGAGUCGCGCGGUUCGACCCCGCGACCAGGCACAUGGAGUUCGUGCCGAUCAAGGCCACGCGGUGGGACGACGAGAGCCUGUGCUUGCCGCCGGAGCUGCGCGCCGAGUGGGCCCGCGUGUUGCAGGACGUCGCCGCCGGCCGAGAGAUCGCCGAGGGCCGGUGCAAGAUGAAGCAGUUCUACGCCCUCAGCGAGAACUACCGCCGGGAGAUGUUCCACUUCUUGGACGUCGACCAGGCCGCCUACGAAUAA
This is a messenger RNA of Acanthamoeba castellanii str. Neff, 2277 nucleotides long. RefSeq names its product sulfatase domain containing protein. The record is from RefSeq and is a predicted model, not a curated record. Gene Ontology annotation, molecular function: arylsulfatase activity. The coding region runs from base 1 to 2277 and encodes 758 amino acids. Lineage: Eukaryota; Discosea; Longamoebia; Acanthamoebidae. The transcript is spliced from 14 exons.